CCCCCUUCUCAUCGUGUGUUCCUUUCGUUUUUCUGCUGCAUUUGUCUUAGAAUUUUGCUGAAAUUACCCGCAUUGGGGUUAUUUUAGGAUGAGUGGAUCGAUUCUGCGGCUAGUUAGGCCUUUGUGCGAGGCCUCGGCCGGUUUGGGCCAGUGCAGGAGGAGUCUGAAAACGGUGCACAUCGAGUGGAAGCGUCCCGAAAAGCCGGGGUGCACGCAUCCGAAGGUGAGCGGCGACCUGUCGCCGCUGCCCAAGAUCGACGGCGAGGAGGUCUUCAGGGAGUACGCCGAGGCCGGCGUCAACCUGCAGGACAUGUCGCCCGAGCAGCGCAAAUUGUACACUCUCAAGUUCUUGCCGGCGGUCUACCAAAACCGGACGCAGCUGCAGCGGAUGCUGGAAAAGGUGCAGCGCCACAAGCUGGACAACAACUCCAUCGAGGCCAAAAUCGCGCUGUCGACGGCGCGCAUCAGACGGUUUCAGCAGUUGCAAGAGACCGACCCCAGAAACAAAAGGCGAAAGGUGAUUCUGAAGGAAAUGAUCGACAGGAGAAGAGGGUACCUCGACGAUUUGAGGGAAAUUGAUUACAAACGCUUCGAGUGGCUCAUCGAAAAGCUCGAAAUUGAGUAUAGACCAAAGCCGGAAGACAACAGUAGGAUCACGCGGAAGAACUCGAUCAGAAAGUUGACCGAGGAGUACUGCGAAAAGGUGAGAGAGGAAAAACUGGACGAGUUGAAAAACAAACUGCAGCGAGAGCGGGAGAAAUUCGAGGUUGAAAAGAAGCAGAUUUUGGAGUGGAUCGAGAAGGAAGAGGCCGCGUGUGAAAAACUCAGGCAACUCAAUUUGCAAUGAUUCAAAUUUAAUUAAGGUAGUGUUCGACGAGGUUCAAUUGAAAGUGUGAAAAUUUCACAAAAUAAAUGAUAAUUUUGACAUUUA
This is a messenger RNA of Neocloeon triangulifer, 931 nucleotides long. It is a transcript of the gene bonsai, whose product is annotated as small ribosomal subunit protein uS15m. The transcript is spliced from 4 exons. Lineage: Eukaryota; Metazoa; Arthropoda; Insecta; Ephemeroptera; Baetidae. Gene Ontology annotation, cellular component: ribosome. Gene Ontology annotation, molecular function: structural constituent of ribosome. Gene Ontology annotation, biological process: translation. The record is from RefSeq and is a predicted model, not a curated record. The coding region runs from base 89 to 847 and encodes 252 amino acids.